AUGGCAUUGCGUGUGCCAUUCCGAUUCCCGCGAUCGCGCAUUUGGUCGAUGUUAGUGAUCAACGUGUCGUAUCUACUCAUAGCCACCGGGGUGGUGUACUUGGGGUUACUGGUAGUAGGCGGCGGGUCGGAGGCGCGGACGGAGUGGGACACGGGAAACAUCGACGCGGUGGAUCAGGACAUGUUUCGACGAGCCAUGGAGCAACCUACGCAGACGGAUCUCGCUGCCGUGCAACCGAAGAUCGCGUUCCUUUUUCUCGUCAGAGGGCCGCUUCCGCUCGAGCGAGUCUGGCAAAGAUUCUACCAGGGACACGAGGGGCGCUAUUCCAUCUACAUCCACGCCUCCACCCCCGACUUCGAGUGCGACAAGCACGUCAACUCCUCCGUCUUCCGCGGUCGUCAAAUACCCAGCGUUCCUAUCACGUGGGGCGGCCCCAAUCUCAUCCGCGCGGAGCGCCGACUGCUCGCCGCGGCGCUAGCGGACCCCGCCAACCAGCGCUUCGUGCUGCUGUCGGAGUCCUGCCUGCCGCUCUUCAACUUCACGCACGUCUUCGACUACCUCAUGGCCUCCGACAAGAGCUUCGUUACAAGCCAUGCGAGCGUGUGGCGGUACCGCAAGGAGAUGGCGCCGGUCAUCAAGGGCCAGGACUUCAAAAAGGGAUCGCAGUGGUUUGCGUUGACACGAGCGCAUGCAGCCAAGGUGGUGGAGGACAGCAAGUUCUACGAGACAUUCGUCAAAACCAACGCCGAGAUUCCCGAUGAGAGCUACAUUCAAACCAUCCUCGCUAUGCUGGACCGAAAAGCGGUGGAGCCGCGCAGUGUGCUGUACGUGCACUGGUUCACAUCCUCGUCCAGCCACCCCAUGAGCUACAACACAAGUCAAGUCACCAGGGAAUUCAUCCUCUCCUUGCAACGGAGUCGAUUCCCACCAGCCGAGACAGUGGGCUACCUCAAGCAGUCGCCCUCACGGCCAUGCACAGUUGCAGGCCGGCCCACACAUUGCUUUCUUUUCGCCAGAAAAUUUGACCCGGAAGCGGUUCCGGCUUUCCUUGCCUUGCGCGAUAUAAUCGGCUUUUGA
This is a messenger RNA of Closterium sp. Yama58-4, 1077 nucleotides long. The record is from the annotation of a GenBank genome assembly. Lineage: Eukaryota; Viridiplantae; Streptophyta; Zygnematophyceae; Desmidiales; Closteriaceae.